AAAUUUUGCAAUCCCUAUUCAUGUCGUGGCCACCUUGAAUCUUAUUGGGGAUUCUUCGUCAUCGCCUCCUUUACUUGAGCGCGAGAGAGAGAGAGAGAGAGAGAAAGAGAGAGAGACCCUGGGAGGGUUUAGUGUUACGUUUUUCAAAUUGGAUUACGGACUCGCCAAUAAGACCCAACCCUUCUCUCUUCUUCACUUCUCCUCCUCCUCCUCAUCCACCUCUUUCAAAACCCUAGAAAACGAACCAGACGUUCAAAUCCCCUGAUAGAUCUUCAUACAUUCUUUGCAUUUGAGUUUGAAGUCACACAGAUUUUGCAUUCAUACGUCUCUCUCUUUCGCUCUCUCUCUCUCUCUCUCCAUCAGUUUCUCACACAAACACACGAGCACCACCACCGACCACCGCCAGCCGCUGCCACUCCGAGCUUGGAGUUUGAUUCCGAGCUUGGAGUUCAAUUUCGAUUAUAAGCCCCUUCCACGGAUUUGAUUAAUUCGAUGUUUACAUAUCUAUUCGAUUAAUCUUGAUGUUCGCAUAUCUAUUCGACUAAUCAGGUGACGAAUAUUGAGUUUGUGUUUAAUCUUGAUGGUGAUACGACUCUCUCAAUAGCUUGGGAGAUGGUGGAACAGCUUGAAUUGCCGAAAGAAGAUAUGACUUUGAUCGCAGAGUUAAUGGAUAACGUGAUUAUCAAAAUGGUGCCUUGCUGGAUGCCUUCCUCUGUUAGGUUUAGUGGUGUGAAAUUUUCAUAUGGGGAUGCAAUCCUUGUUUCAUGAUUCAAUCUAUUCCAUCAAAGUAAGUUUUGAGAAUGAAUGUUUAAUGAUAUAAUGUAAUUAAUAUAUUACUGUGUCUGAUUAAUACAUUGAAAUUGAAUGAUCAAUUUAGGAGCCUUCACAUUGAUUCUUUGUUUACUAUAUUGGCAUCCUGUUUUUGCAAUUUCACGAAUAUUCACCAGCCAAAAGGAAAUAGCAUUAGACAUAUCUAAUUUUAAAACAGCAUUUACAUUCCAUAUUUCAUUGCAGUUUUUCUGUUAAUUUCUCUUGCUUGCAUGUAUAAUAGACUAAAGUGAAUUGAUAAUGUGUAAUAAAUUCUCAAACUCCUUGUUUGUUGUUUUUGUGCUGUGCUUGGUUUGAUGCAAUGUUCGACAUCAGGAAUUGUCACUACUACAAAAAUACUUUAAGAUCACACUUAAGGAAAUUAAAACAUGACACUUUUAAUGAAAGUGUGAUUAAAAAAAUCAAAUUAAUAUUUCAAUCACACCUAAUUUUGUCAAGUGUGAUAGAAUUUACCCCUCUCCAUUUGGCAGCAACAUUGGGUAGUGUCAAAAUGUCCAAGUGCAUUGCUAAGGUCAAUUGUAAAUUAAUCGGUGUUCGCAACAAUGAGGAAAUGACCCCUUUGUUCUUGGCUGCUCUCAAUGGUAAGAAACAUGCUUUCCUCUGUCUUGAUGAUCUUUGUAGCCAGGACGACCGCUAUCACUACUAUCGAAGUAACAAUGGCGAGACUGUUCUUCAUUCUGCUAUCAAUGGAGAAUUCUUUGAUUUGGCAUUUCAAAUAAUUUGUCAAUAUGGAGACCUUGUUAACUAUGUACCAAAAAAGGAUUGUCUCCACUCCAUGUUAUGGCCACCAAGCCCUCCGCCUUCAAAAGUGGAUGCCGCCUUGCAGGGUUCGACAAAAUCAUUUACUACUGUACAUUUGUUGAUGAGCUUAAGCUUGACAAGGUGAGAGAGGAAGAGGAAAAGGAAAAGAAACCCAAGCUUUCGGAGAACUAUCAAACUUGCAUCAACAUCUUUGUACUGUUCAGGGAUGCCUUCUGUGUACCUUUUGAGUAGUAUGUGUGAUUUCUUAGUUGUGCUAGGAAUACUAAGGAAAAGCCUAGCGUCUUAGAAAGUAUACCAAAAAAUUAACCAGAUCCUUAUAUCAAUGGUGUAGAUUUAAAGCUGCUAUUGUGGAAUCCUACCUUAAGUGAUCUAGACCAUUAAUAUUACAUUUUGGACACUUUUUUUUGAUAUUUUUAAUUUGGGAUUAUAAUAUUGUUGUAUGGAUAAGUUUCACAAAACCAAUCAAUGAUGAGAGAGAUAGAAAUGGAGUCGACACACACUACAAUAUAUAAGAAUUUUAUAGACCAAAUUUUUUGGUCUCUAAAUGUGAAAAUUUUGUUGUAAAAGACAUUUAGGGAUCAAUUUAUAUUGUCGUGAGGAUAGUUGUUAAAAGGUCGUUCCGAAAAGUCAAAAAACAAGGCUUUUAACGACAAAAUUUUGAAAAUGCCACUAAUAAAUAGACUUUUAGGGAUAAUAAUUUGGUCCAAAAUGGUUUAUUUUUUAUACAAAAAAUUUGGCCCUAAAAGG
Camellia sinensis is the source of this 2337-nucleotide messenger RNA. The record is from RefSeq and is a predicted model, not a curated record. NCBI's taxonomy places the organism in Eukaryota, Viridiplantae, Streptophyta, Magnoliopsida, Ericales, Theaceae.